Trypanosoma conorhini is the source of this 1668-nucleotide messenger RNA. RefSeq lists its product as uncharacterized. The coding region runs from base 1 to 1668 and encodes 555 amino acids. The record is from RefSeq and is a predicted model, not a curated record. The transcript has a single exon. NCBI's taxonomy places the organism in Eukaryota, Euglenozoa, Kinetoplastea, Trypanosomatida, Trypanosomatidae.
AUGUCGGGGAAGCCAUGCGUGGGGGUUCCGUCGUACCGCGGCGGCUACGUCUCUCCCGCGGGGGUCAGGGUGCAGUACAGCAGUGACUGGGUGAAGCAGCACCCGCUUGAGGGCGACGGGCUGCGGCCGCUCCUCUACAUGCACCUGUGGAAGAAGAAUAAGGGGAGCGAGAGCCGACUCAAAAGCGUCCGUCUGCCGGACACCGUCGUGUACGAGCACAACUUCCCCCGCGCCUGGUACACCUACGACGGGGAGGCGCGGGAGAUCAACAAGCACCCGGGCAAGAUGCUGGACGCCCAGUCCAUCUAUGAGCACUUCAGCCACUCCACACCCGACUGCGAUGUGGUGGCGCAGUUCCUCACCACCUGCGCCCAGGACAACCCCGCCCUCGCGCCGGAGUCUGGGCUCCUCAGCUACGUGGAGUACUUCACGGCGGAGUCGCUCCGUGAAUUCCUCUUUGGCCACGAUCGCAAACCGGAUGGAAUUCUGCAGAAGUUUGUGUUGCCCAAGGGGGAUCUGACGCUGCGAAAAAAUUCGCAGCUGCAGGUGAUGUGGUCGCCGCUGAUGACGGUUGUGUACAAGCGGACAAACAAGCAGCGGUUAGGCGACUUGCACCUUCCCGCCCACGUGCGCGCGGCCACGUUUGACGGCGACUGCCACCUGAGUGAGUUGUCGCUCAUCGCGGACGAGUCCAAGGCGAGGCUGGAGUCCCUCUGCCGAGAGGUGGUGGACCACGUCUUCUUCACCGACCGCAAAUUGAUCACCCGCAUCGUGCUGAACUUCAAAAUUGACGACGCCAAUAGACCCUGCCUGCUCUGGUGCAGCUCUCUGCGUCUCUCGGGCGACCGACUGAACCCGCGAAACCUGCAAGUCCCUGUGGCACUUUCCAUGCAAGUUGAGGUGCUAAAUGACGGCUCCUCCACGCGGGAUCGCAUGAGGAGGGGGCGAGCGCGACAGCAUCAGCUGUUUUUGAUGGACAAGCAACUCUUCGAGCUCUCGCGCGACUACGAAUUUGGCCACCACUGCAACUCCUCCAACGUCCGUGAGGCAAAACUCCUGGGCCUCGUGCCGCACCGUGGGGCCUCCCGUCGGGCCUACUCACGAAGAGGUUUACCGCGGCAGAGUCCGCCCCAUCCCUUUCAGGAGGCCAUGCGAUACUUUGGGACCGCCACCCCGGCGGCGCGCGAUGAGGCUUCCUCCCGCCGCAGCGUGUCUUCAGCGCAGCAGCAGCAGGAGCGGCAAAGCCGGUCCUCUCAUGGAUCGUUCCGUCAGGAACAGGAAGCAACAGAUGACUCGGAGUAUCGUGUUAAAAGUGAGCUCACUGCCAUGGCGCUUGACGCAUGGUACAGUGUCUAUUCUUCCACGCUGUCGGAAUACCCAAGCCACAUGCCAACGAAGGAUGUGACGCUGUCGGAGCCCCUCGUGACGGUGCUGCAGCCCGCGGAGCUCGACCGUCUGCUAGUGAUCCUUGGCCUCGAGCCGAACCCAUCCUCCGAUGAACCUCGGAGGUUCAGUGUGAAAACGGGUCUUAUUGGGCCCGGGCGGCGCUUUGAUCGUCCACUGGCCAACGCAGAGCGUGAUGUAAGAGACUACUUUGAUGAGCUUUUUGCUUCCAGGGGGGCAGAGAUUACGGCGCAAUGCCUAGACAAUGAUCGCUGGGUCUGGUGA